Molecule: messenger RNA, 408 nt
Organism: Pieris macdunnoughi
Lineage: Eukaryota; Metazoa; Arthropoda; Insecta; Lepidoptera; Pieridae
Source: the annotation of a GenBank genome assembly
AUGAAUCCAAAACUAUCUACAAAUUCUGAAAAUGAGCCUCAUAAUUCUCAAGAUGCCAACAGAAGUAAGAGUACAGUGCAAUUUAAAUCCAAAGUUAUUAAGAAUAAGUCAGUAACAAAAACUCUUAAAGAAAAUAAUGUGUCUGUUAAGCCAACAUUAACAGAUAAUAGCCUUGCAGAUACAACAACGCAAUUAAAAAAAGUAAUUGAAAAUAAGGAUGAAUUCAGUUUUACUGAUACAGAUUGUGGGGAAACUCUACAAUGCCAACGGAUUAUAAUAGAUUUUUCACAAAAUGAGAGCGAUAGUCCCGUUUCACGCCAGAAAUGCAAGGAUUUUUGGGAUUUUAUCAAUAAAAACCCUCAUUUAGAUAAUUUUUUGACUGAACAUGACUCAAAGGCAGUGGAAUAA